UUUUAUUUACAGAAGUACAGGUUUAUAAAUGGCGAUAUCUCUUGUAUCUGAAAACUGCAGUGAUCAGGAAACUGUGAAACUAGAAAAUGGAAAGAAUGGAGAACGGAUGGGGGAGAAUAAAGUGGAGAAAAGAUGGACUCAGAAAUAUAAAGCAGUUUAUCUUGAAAGGAACCGAAUCGGCGUUUGCUGUAUUUUAGGAUUACUGGGACUGCUGACUAUGAUGAAUAUAGGAUUAACUCUGUGGUUGAUAACUUCUCUUAGGUUGAACGUGAAUGGAAGUGGGCCAAUCAGUUUUCUGGAGAAUGGAUUACAGAUUAGAGGUUCAACGUUUUCUCUUGGAAAUAUUGUAGCAAAAGAGAUAUCCGGAGGUGUUCAAGAUUUGAAGAUACUUUCUGACAGAAAUAUUGUAUUUGAAGCUGAAUCCACUUUGCUUAAUCUGAAGCAUAAUACAGAGGUAGAUUUCCAGAAUGCAGACUACAGAUUAUGCGUUGUUGUAAAUGAUAAUGAAAAACAAGGUGGAUGCCAACAAGUGACAAUAAAACUGAAAGAGAGUAAACUAGAUUGCUCCCUUGGGAGUAUAAACAGGGAAGAUAUUAAGUCUGCGGCCAUGUUUGGUAGCUAUGACUACCUGAGCUGUUCCAAUACUUGCUGCAGAAACAGAGUUCUAGGUCCUCUUUUCUCAUCCGUCCUUGGAACCAGUUGUCCUCAGCUUAAACCGUCCUGCUCUUCUAGAUCAGAUGUAGUUGUAAUAAACAGUGAGUUGGAACUUGAGUUGAACCCUGGAGCUAAAGUAGGCUGGUCAAAUUAUACCCCUGGAGCAGGAGCAGGAGUAGGCUGGUCAAAUUAUACUCAAGGGAGAAACCAGGACUGGAGUCAUCGGUUCCUCCUGGACUGUGUUAUUACAGACGGAGUAAACUCCAUUAGAUUUCAGAAGCAAGGAAAACUUGAACUAAAAGAAAAUAUUCAGAGUCUUCCUAAACCUCAGUCUGAAGAUCACUUGAGCUUCUAUCCAAAGGAUUACUCGGAACAGAAGUCUAAGAUUAUUUUAAGUUUGUUUGUUGAUGAUGUGAAUAUUGACCGGUUCAGAUUCAGUGUAGAAGGUUGUGCUGGUUUUCUAAACCUGGGAAAUGGAACACAGAGAACUUACUACGUAGAUUGCAGUUCAAAAGAAUAUAAUAAUCUCAACCUAUCAAUCUGCGAUGAGAGUCCUAAAGUUAGAAGAAUAAUUCUGCCUCUGUCCCUGUAUGUCAAGAAAGCAGAGCUUGAAGUAGAGCUUGAAGCCCAGGAGAAUGUUGUCUGUAAACUAAUUGUUAAAGAUGAAAACAUGAAUUAUCUCUUCUGUCCAGACCAGGAUGAGUAUAACCUGAUCUUCCAUAAGCUGAGUCCCCCUCUCUCUGAUUCUCCAGCCCCUGAACCUAGUGCUGAACCUUUGAGUCUAGUUAUUGAUCCAUCCUGGAGAAAAUAUGCUCGAGUUGGAAACCUUAGAUCAACCCAGUCCCUCAUAGUUCCCUGUAAACAUACAAGGGAAACCAAGAAGCUGGAUGUCCUUGCAAACAUACUCUACAUCAACUCGAACGGGGAUGAUGAGAAUGAAGAUGAGGAUGAGGAUGGGGAUAAAGAUGAAGAUUGGUUGAAUAUUUUGACCAACAAUACAUCAAUUUGUCUCAAGGAUAAAGAAAACGGCGCUAAACUCACUUUAAGCAUUUCAGUCCGAGAAAAUGUUUAUGACUGCAAUAGAACAGAAUGGUGUUCAGCUCAUGGUACACAGGAACUAUGUCAAGAUUCAUGUCAUAGUGUAACAGGUGAAGAGUGUAUAUGGCUUGAGAACGGGGGAGGAGGAGUAGGAGAACCCUAUUCUACGUGUGCAGGAAACCAGUAUUGUGCUGACGGAGUAUGUGAUGCCCUAGAACUCAUGGAUCCCGGGAUAUGUGCUCAGGACUGUGCUAUAUUUACAGAUGAUAUUGUAUUGCUUGGGACUGGUAUACAGAACAUGAAUGGUUAUGGUAUUAUUGGGUCAAGAUCUGCUAAUAAUACCUGCACUUGUUCUCAUCAUAACUGCCAGUGUGCUCAUAAUUCCUAUCCUCAUUCACCAGACCCUCAACCAUAUACACCCGAGGAGACUCUACCGACAAGUUCUUGUGGAAAAGUGUGCGAGUUUUUCAUCUACACAUCUUGCUUAUCAACAUUGUUCAUCCUGACUACAGCUGCAGUUGUAAACUUGUUCAG
This is a messenger RNA of Eurytemora carolleeae, 2226 nucleotides long. RefSeq lists its product as uncharacterized. Gene Ontology annotation, cellular component: sarcoglycan complex; membrane. The record is from RefSeq and is a predicted model, not a curated record. NCBI's taxonomy places the organism in Eukaryota, Metazoa, Arthropoda, Copepoda, Calanoida, Temoridae.